Molecule: messenger RNA, 516 nt
Organism: Rhizophagus irregularis DAOM 181602=DAOM 197198
Lineage: Eukaryota; Fungi; Glomeromycota; Glomeromycetes; Glomerales; Glomeraceae
Biological process (GO): protein phosphorylation; signal transduction
Cellular component (GO): cytoplasm
Molecular function (GO): protein kinase activity; ATP binding
Source: RefSeq, a predicted model, not a curated record
AUCGUUAUGAAAUAUUAUGAAAAUGGUAACUUGUACCAAUACCUUGAUCGUCACGGUGGAGUUCUUUCUUGGAAAGUUAUAAUAGAUUUGUUACGAGAAAUCACCAGUAGACUUGAAAAAAUUCAUUUUGAAAACAAAAUUCAUGGAAAUCUUCAUGGAGGAAAUUUACUUGUUGAGGAUGAAAUGAUCGUUCGUAUUGGUGACUUGGGCAUUUAUGGGCCAAGUUAUAUUAAUUUUGAAAAUAGAAAUUUAAAUCAAAUUUAUGGAGUUUUGCCAUAUAUUGCACCGGAAAUGUUACGUGGAGAAAACAUUACUAUUGCUUCUGAUAUAUAUUCGUUUGGUAUUAUCAUGUAUACUUUUGCAGCCGGAAAAAGACCUUGGUAUAAUAGAGCACAUAAUAUUAGUUUAGCAAAAGAUAUUUGUGAUGGUAAAAGGCUUGAAAUUCCGGGGGAUACACCAGAUUUUUACGCCAAAUUAAUGAAACAAUGUUGGGAUAACGAUCCAGAUAAACGUCCA